Messenger RNA from Pichia kudriavzevii, 1614 nucleotides. RefSeq lists its product as uncharacterized. NCBI's taxonomy places the organism in Eukaryota, Fungi, Ascomycota, Pichiomycetes, Pichiales, Pichiaceae. The record is from RefSeq and is a predicted model, not a curated record. Gene Ontology annotation, molecular function: flavin adenine dinucleotide binding; NADP binding. The transcript has a single exon. The coding region runs from base 1 to 1614 and encodes 537 amino acids.
AUGACAAGAGUAAAUAGUAUCAAGAAGAUUGCAAUCAUCGGAGCGGGUCCUGGCGGGCUGACUACGUUGAAUGAGCUUUUACACACAGCAUCGGAUGGAUCGAGUACCAUUGUAUCCCCAACAUCCAAUGGAAUUCUCCCUGCUAAUCCUGCAUUUGAGGAGAUAACAGUUUUUGAACAGAAUGAUAGUAUUGGUGGUGUGUGGAACUACACCAAGGACACCGAUCCAGCCUUUCCAGAGGACGCCAGUGACUAUUCCAAGCCGCAAUCAUUAAGACCGCAUUUGGUGGAUCUUACUGAUGACAAGGUCGAAUCAGCUACCCUGGAGAAACCUGUGAAGAUUCCACUCAACGAAAACUUUGAUAAGAGGUGGAAUAACAGCGCCGUCUAUGACAAUUUGUUUACCAACAUUCCCAACUUUCUGAUGAGGUUUUCAACUAGUUUUGGUGAGCCGCUUAAGAUUGAUAAGAACUCGUCAGUAUACACUCCCUUUGCCACACAUCAAAAUGUUUUUAGGUACAUUGCCGAUUACGUGAAAAGGUACGAUUUAGGAAAACACAUCAGAUUCAAUUCAACAGUUGAGAAGCUCUAUAAGAAGGGCGACAAGUGGUAUAUAUCUGUGCUGAAAUUUGAUCCGAAAGACAACUCGGGGAUCGUUUACACUGAGACUUUCGAUGCUGUUGUGAUUUCCACAGGGAGGUUCAAUUUUCCUUUCUAUCCCAAAAUCGAGGGUUUACAAGCGUUUCAUAGGCAGAAUCCUAAUGUUCUUAUGCAUGCCAAAUCUUUUAGAAGUUCUGCUGGAUUACGGAACAAAAAGGUCUUGAUUGUCGGAAGUAACAUCAGUGGAAUUGACCUCUCGCAGUAUCUAAUUCCAAUCGCCGAAUUACACAUUUCAAGCAACAGCAAGCAUGCAUCAAAUAAUGCAGAGUCGGGAGAGCUAGAGAAACAGAAACAAGACUGGGUGGAGAAGGUGUUUGCAGAUGACGCAAUUCGAUGGAUCAAACAUGGAAGGAUUUCCAAAAUAGCUGGCACAACUGUUGAGUUUGAGGACGGCACCUCAGAGUCUGAUUUUGAUAAGAUUAUUUUUUGUACUGGGUAUCACCUCAGCUAUCCGUUCUUAGAUAUUCCUGAAAACAGGGAUAGACAUUACAUUUCACUCAGCUCAGGUUUUAGCGGCAAUCCGAAUUAUGCGUUGACCAAGGUGGACAACUUAUAUCUUUAUACCUUCACUAUUGAAGAUCCCACUCUUUGUCACACUGGUCUUGUUCAAAAUCCGUUGUUUUUUCUGACAUCGGAGGCAAACGCUGUUGCCAUAGCUGGUAUUUGGUCAGGAGCAAGUAAGUUGCCUUCGGUGGAAAUGCAGAAAAAGUUUCUAGAGGAUAGGAUAGAGGGUAAGAAAUGGGGGUUUCAGACUUAUACAGAGAGCAGUAUCAGGGAUUUCAUCGGACAAUGCUACGACCUUGCUCCGAAGAAUAGGUUCAAUUUUCUUCCAUAUGUUAAUGAAGGAGACGUUGAAAAGGCACAUCGUGUGCUUCCCGACCUGUUUUACAAGUUUGCUACUGGAGAUUUGAAUCAAUUCGAUCCAUCAAUUCGGUAUGCCGAAUCAACACUGUGA